AUGUUUGGUCACAAGAAAUCUCCCUUGCAUAGAUUUUCCAAGCACAAGUCUGCCGAACCUGGAUUUCCAGCUAACAAUAUCCGUUCGAACCCUUUUGGUUCAGACGAUGAGUCGGACAGUAAACAAACCCUUAAACCUUCUGCAAGAACAUCAUCAGAACCUUCUCUCCUUACUUCGAAUUUGAACACAAAUCCUUUUGAUUUUGACGAUGAGGUUAAAGUGAACCCCACUUCACAAGGCUUUCUUGCUUCGUCCGCAAGAAACAGGUACAAGAAUGAUUUCAGAGACUCGGGUGGAUUAGAGAGUCAAACGGUAGAGGAUUUGGAAAACUACGCAGUGUAUAAAGCUGAAGAGACUACAAAGACUGUGAAUGAUUGUUUAAAGAUAGCUGAGGAUAUGAGAGAAGAUGCUAAUAAAACUUUGGUCACUUUGCACCAGCAAGGGGAGCAGAUUACGAGGACCCACAUUGUGGCUGCUGACAUGGACCACGAUCUCAGUCGAGGGGAGAAGCUUUUGGGGAAUCUCGGAGGAAUGUUUUCCAAGACAUGGAAGCCUAAGAAGAAUCGCCCAAUAACAGGGCCUUUCAUUACUAGAGAUGAUCCUGUACAAAGAAAGGGUAACCAUUUGGAGCAGAGGGAGAGGCUCGGGUUGAAUAAGGCUUCGAAGGAAAGGCCACACACACACAAACCACUGCCCGAGCCCACAAAUGCCUUGCAGAAAGUCGAGGUGGAGAAGCUCAAACAAGAUGAUGGCCUUGCAGACUUGAGCAAUAUCUUGGGGGAGCUAAAGGAAAUGGCAAUCGACAUGGGAUCGGAAAUUGAAAGGCACAACAAAGCUUUGGAUCAUGUUGAGGAUGAUGUGGAAGAGCUUAAUUUCCGAGUGAAAGGUGCUAAUCAGCGUACUCGUCGUUUACUUGGAAAGUAA
Striga hermonthica is the source of this 924-nucleotide messenger RNA. Lineage: Eukaryota; Viridiplantae; Streptophyta; Magnoliopsida; Lamiales; Orobanchaceae. The record is from the annotation of a GenBank genome assembly.